AUUACUCGCAACUACAAAUGUUGCUGAAGAAACUUUUAGAAAGUAGGUUGUCUCGCCCUUAUUCUAGCUGCGACACAAAGGAACCUUGAACUCGAGGCGACAUCUACGACCACAAUAUAAUAGACAAGCAUGAAUGAUGGAGGGGGAAAAAUCAAAAGAAAAUGAAAAUCAAAUUCUUCUAGCGUUUUUUUCUGGGAGUAGAAAAAGAAAAAGCAAAUUGUGAUGUGUAAUUGAAACAAAAAGAUGGGAACCAACUCGUUCUGAGAAAGAGACCAGUACAUUAUGAUUAUCGUGUAAGUUGUGAGUAGUUUUGAAAUUUGCUAUUGCUUCUCAUUUUUUAUCAACAUGAACUGUGACUGUCUUUAUUGAUUCGUCAUCAUUCUCCGUGGCAAAGAACACAAAAUGAAAUGUACAUUAGCACCAAAGUGUGUGAUGGUGACCAUGAUUUAUGAAUUUUAUACCUUCAUCGAUUUCGAUACCACCUAAACGCCGUGCUGUCGAUUUUCCUUUUCUGAAGUGAAGCCUUCGCCUUCCGUCGAACACCAACCACUCCGGAAUUACUGACGAGAAAGCGCGGCCGCAAGGAACCAAGAUGACGUCUCUAGACGUGGAUAUGACCGCGGGCCCGCUGGUCGCUGGCGAGCAACUCUCCGAAGACAUCAAGUCGGUGUUGCGGAAACAGUUUGCAAUCGGUGUGGUGAUAGGACCGUCAGCUAGCGGAAAAACAAGGAAGCUAAUCGCGAUGAAGAGGUAUCUACGGGAGGUCAACGGCUUGAAUGUGGAAUCGCAGCAGAACGUCGGCGAGUCAGCUAGUGGAACAGCCUGGUUUGGGCGCAGGGAAAACGCGGAAAAGGCAAUAAUAGACCAUCCCCAAUUGUCCAUGGACAACUUGGGAUCGGUGGGCUUGAAUAAGGUACGAAUGUCGAUUCUUGUUUAUCGUGACUAUGUAUGAUUUUUGCUUCAAUAGAGAAUGCUACUGCGCGUUUUUGUUUUCAUGCUUGCUUCAUGGCAAUAGCAGUAUCAUUGACAUGCGCAGUGGUUUUGUGGAGACGUCAAGAAAGCACUUCCGCGAUGGAUAUGCUAAUGCUUCUGAUCUUCGAACAAAAAUAACUAUCCCAGAUACCGAGUUGGUGUCGACCCUACUCCGCGUUGUCGAACGGGGAACAAAGCAGAGCACGACUCGCGGCGGAUGUCAAGAGCUUCAUGGUGGUCGACGAUUUCGCCGCCGUCGUCGAGCCCAACUCCGCGGCCUCCAUGGCGUCGUCGUUCGGGAAACUGGUGCGGACGCAGAACCUCCAGGGCGUGUUGGUCGCCACGACAAAGCCGGAGGCCGUCGCGUUCCUGCAGCCAGAGUGGGUAGUCCUUGCGGACUCCGGUGAGGUGAUUCGCCGCCCCACUGAUCAACCUUGCCGUCCGGUGCUGACCUUUUCGGCGCCCGGGAUGCAGAUCUUCGACCGCGAGUACAGGUAUAUCAACCCACAGGGAUACUGGGCGACGAGGAAAGCGUGGACCGGCGAGCAGCCUGCGGACGAAGCGAAUGACCUCGAUGCGGAUGAGGGACUUGUGAAGAAGCUCGGGAGAAAGCUGAUACGUCCGGGCGCAACAUUACAAAAAGAGUAUCCCCGCAAAUGAUGAGCACGCUCGUGUAGUUCUGUGCUUCAGCUAAUUCGACUGUCACACCACAGCAACGCACGGAGGUGUCAUGUUAGAUCAUGUCCUCGUUGCCAAGCCGUAAUCUAUGAUUAUGAAUUUGAUGAUGAUGGACAUGAGUUGAUGAAUCCGCUAGUAGCUGCAGGUGUGCAAGAGCAUAUUUUUUGUUUUGUUAUCACGCCUACACUAGCGCGCUGACUUUCUCUUUUGGAUAAGCGGCUGACGAGAAGAAUUCCUAUGAGUGACAAGGUGUACGAUGCGGCGCAUGCCUUCGAUUUCGAAUUCGAUGGCGAAAGCACGACCUCGGUCCACAUGGUGAACCCCCGCCAUCGCGUGUUCACGGGCGUAGUGGAUCCGAAGCCCCCCGGGCAGCCGACAUACAGCGCAAAAAUCGGCUACAUAGUCGGGCCCUCGGGCAGCGGGAAGACGACGGCAAUGCGCCAAAUCCUUGCCAUUCCGCAGGUGGAAGGAGGUCCGGAGGCGCCAGUAAUUCUCUCGGACUUGGCGGACCUGGAGGAAUUGCAGGGCAGUGCUGCCACAGCAACAGCUGCACCCGUCUCGGAUCUCUUCGCGGACAGUGAUGCACCCGAAGGGCCGAAGUUGACACAGCUGCCGGCCGAGACUCUUGGGAGGACGUACGUCGAGCUAUCUAUACAUUGCAAAUUUUUCUGGGUCUGGAAACUUGUGUUGCCUAUACCCGCACUGCAGGGUAGGGGUAGCCGUUUGCACAGCAAUCAUCAGCGUAUUACAAGUUUAUUUUAUUCGAUGUUGAUUCUUAAUGCAGAUUCAUUCGUGAUUGUCAAUCGCUAUCGCAUGUUGACAGACUGACUUGCAGCACGACAAAAAGGGAAACGCGCUGGGCGAUUUGUAUUCGUGCGUCACAGAACUCGCUGUCCACCUUGAAAACUUGCAUGACAAGAAAUCCACACCCAGACAUAUUUGAAAUGCAUACUCUCUACGACGGAGCAGCAGCGAGUUCAGAUAGCACUGCUUCUCGUCAAAGCAUCGUGGGCACCAGGAAGCGAGGUCAUAGUGUGCGUCGACGAGUUUACGUCCAGCAUGGACAGGAUAGCGGCAGCGAAGUUUUCGGACAACCUGCAGAAGGUCCUGCGAACGGACAACCGCUACAGCAAGGUGCGGCUCAUCGUCGCGGGGCUUUUCACCGAUACCCUGGGCACAUUGAAACCCAAUUGGGCCUUGCACUCGCUGACCGGGAAAGUCAGCAUAUUAGCGGUGGAGCCGCAACAGAUGAAAUCGCGGGACCCGCCGACGCCGGUACGGGCCGGGAACAUGAGCGCCGCGGCUGCUGGUGGAUUUGCGCCAGGAAACAACAACGGCAGCAGCUCUUCUUCUUCCUCCCUCACCACCACGGACGUCGAGGGCCUUUUCUCUCCGGUCCAGAUUGGGUUCGAGCUUCGCCGGAUGGAAAACAAGGAAGUCGGCCAAUCCGCCUGGGACAGCGCAUUUAAAAACCACCACUACCUGUCCGGCAAGUUGGCCAACAAUGGACAUUUUUUUCUCCUCCGCGUCGCCUCCCGCAAAGCCCACCCGCUGCUGCAGUGUCUGCGUGAGGAGACGGCGGCCGGGUUCUUGUGUACUUCCGUACUAGUCGGCAACGCGUCGGAGUUUUUGAUGCAGGAGCAGAGGUUGGUGGUGCUCCCCGAGUUCCAGGGGUACGGUAUUGGCCCACGUGUGUCGGAACUCGCGGGCAAGCAACACCUACUGAACGACCUCCGCUACAACUCCGUCACCGCCCACCCCCGACUCGGGCCAGCACGCGACACGAAGAUGGUCCGUGAUGUCAGGACCGGGCUACAGCACCUGGUCUGGUGUCCAAAUACCAACAACGGAAAGCCGGUGGCGGGUAACAUCGGCGGGAAGCUCACCGAGAAAAAGCUGCAGGAACAAGUAAACAACGCGAAGACGGCCGAGAAACGCGCGCUGGCGCAGCAGAAAUUGGACGAGGAGCGAGCCAGGAAUCAGACAGUGAAGAAAAGAGACAUCAAGCAGCUAGAGCAGAGGUUACUCAAUGCCAAGACGUCCGCUGCGCGCUUGCAGAUUCAGGCUGAGCUGGACGAGGCGAUGAAAAACAAAGCCAAGGUCCGCGUUUGCAGCAGGCACCACUUCGUGGGCGAUGAUAAGGAGCUCUACGACGAAGUCGCUGCGAAAUACUCUGCAUAUAUGGACCAGAAACGUGAGAAAAGGGGAGGGGGACUGCCAGCACCACUUCCGCCAUCUGUCCCGACGCUCUCGAGAGCCCAGCGGGAUUUGGGCGGGCGCGCCGUCAGCGAGCCUGUGAAGUUCCUACCCGCGACAUCAUCUGCUAGUUCCUCGUCUUCCUCGAAACUUCCUCUGCAGCAACAGGAGUCUUCCGUUCCAGCUCUUCCAUUACCGUUUGGAGACGUGGUGACAAAGAGCAUCAGCGCCCCUGCACCGGUGCGAGGUACGUCAACUCUAGACCAAGCGAACCGGCAUCGACAGCUGCACACGGGGAUAAUAAAUCAAGCAGACAAAGACAAAAUCGCAUUUGAUGUCGAUACCAAGAAGGACGAUGAGAGCUAUUUGGUGGACGAAAACUGGAAUCCAUUUGACGACAUGGAGAUCGAAGUUGGUAAUUUAGAUUUGAACAAAAACACCACCACCGGUGCGACUUCUACUCUUGGCGCAGGAAGCGGUGGCAGCUCGACGACGUCGUUUUCUGCGAGCAAGCAGCCCUCCACAUCAUUUGGCGGAAUUCUCGCAGGCCCGGCUGGCGCGUCCAGCUCUUCGUCAUCGUCUUCAUCCAGCAGUAGCACGAACAACAAGCCGGCUUUGACAGCUACUGACGGCGAUAUGGAUAAGAAUAUGAACCAAUUCCACGCACUAUGGGAGCAAGAAAAACAACAGAACAUCGCGAUGCUGCUGGAGAUUUUUCAAGAGCAGGACAUUUCUCCCGAAGAUGCAGAACAGUCUCUCGAGGAUCACAACUGGGAGCUCCAGCGGGCGGUGGACACCAUUACCGAAGACAACGAGUCCCAGGAGCGGGAUCUGGAAAAUUGGCGCGAAAGUCAGUCGCAGUCAUUGCAGAUGAUGGUCACCGAAAGUCAGGAGCAAAGGAACAACGACAUUUGCAUCAUCAGCGCCAGCAACCGCCGUGCGAGUACAGGGAACAGUCUUGUUGUGCCUGGAGUAGUAAAAAAUGAGCGGGAGGUCAUCGACUUACUCUCGGACUCGGAGGUGGAAAUGGACGAGGAGGACAAGCAAGUCACGAUCCUUACAACGGUAUCCAGGAAAAAACACCCGUCCACAUCGAAUUUGUCAUGCAAAACAUGCAUAAAAUUCUGUGUUUGUCAUGCAAAAAAUGGAUGUGGAUGGGUUUUUUUCUGUGGAUUAACGGAUUCGGAUGCCGAUAAGCAAGGAGAAAGCGCUGUUGGUGCAGCUCUACCGCCCCCGAUGAAGCUUGCGGCAGCGAGUGAUCGGGGCAGGAGCGACAGUAGCGACCAGCCAGGAAAAAUGAAUUUUGGCGAUGGUGCAACGAGGAGUGCCGCGCCCACAAGCGAUCCGUUCCGAAGCAGCAGCUUGUUGUACAAGGCCGCCUCUCCAGUGAUGUCGCAUGGCUUGUCUUCAUCGAGUACGAAUCGUCCCUUCGGCUACCCAGGGAAUACGCAGCAAACUACUGACGAUUUCGCUUUCGGCGAGCUUGCGAAUCCGCAUGCUCGGUUGCGGAAAGAGGAGCAACUCCUGCCAAGUCAGAAUGUGAGUGGGAACAUUUUCAACCAAAAUCAAAACCACGCCGCAGCUUUGUCUUCCUCGGCAAGUAGUAGAGCGCUCCCUGCUUCAAGUAAUUCUGUUGCAGCAAUAAACCAUUUGCUCUUGGAAGAUGAGCAGACGUGGGUGGCAAAUCUUUCGGAGACUGAACAGGCUCAGAUCAGCCAAAUUCAGUCGACGUUGGAUGACGGGAAAGGAUGGCCCACGACGAGACAAAUUCAUGAGGCGUUAGUGCUCUUUGAGUACAAUGAUGAGGGUGUGACCAAUUACCUGUUGGAGGAGCGAAACCAAAAUCAAUCACAGCAGAGCCAGGGCUCCGCGCGUGCCAGUCCACCGGCCAAACGGGCGCGGCACUGGUGACAGAGGCGGAGCAAAUGACGAAAGUGAAACUGUAGAGGUGAUCCUUCCUUUAUUCUUGUGUAGAAGCUCAGCUUGUUAUUGUUUGAUAGGCAGUACGUAGAGACGCGGCAGCCAUGUGAAUUCACCGUAAGACUUCAAGUAGAGCGCUCAGGUUUAAUGUGAUGAGGCAGAAUGUGUUUAACGAUCCGAGCCCGGUAUGUGCGCAAUUUUUUUCAUUUUCAAGUCCAUUGUGUUUCAUAACAUGUGUGUACUUGGGUGACGAACAGAAAUAGUGCGUCGCUUCGGUAGUUAUCAUGUUGACAAGAGCAAGCUACUGUGGCGUGUGCUAGCUGCUUGUAUCAACAUGGUGGACUCCUGUGUCUCUCCCGUACCGUACAGAAACUGUAGACAGAAAAUAAAACGAGAUUUCAAAAAAUAAGCGACUACGACACUUUAUUCCACCAAUCGUCGAGAAGUUAGGUCUGCACAAGGAGCAGCAUGGUCUCAUCUUUAAACUGUUUGUCCCUCACAUUCUACUUUUUUCAAGCGGUCUUGUAGUUCGGUUCCUGCGAACUCACACUUGUCGAGUAUCGUCUCCAUUGUCAACAAUUGCAGAACUGCAAAAGAGUUGAGUUUUGACUUCCGUCAACAAGACAACCAGUAAUCAAAUCUUCAAGUUACAUUUUGCGAACAAAAAGUAUUCAAUUUGGAUCACCCUAGUACCCCUUGUAUUGCCUACCACAACGACAUCAACCAAGGCAAGGCGGAUUGAUGACCCUAUUUUAGCAGAGCUACGUCUCUGCUUUUCCGAGCGAAUUCACACGACGAACCCCUACCCUCUGAGCUAAGAUUCAGAAAUAACCUGUGAUUCGAUGAUAUCAGGUUCCCUGGCGACAAAAACAGAAGCAAGAGC
This is a messenger RNA of Amoebophrya sp. A120, 6649 nucleotides long. NCBI's taxonomy places the organism in Eukaryota, Dinophyceae, Syndiniales, Amoebophryaceae. The record is from the annotation of a GenBank genome assembly.